AUGCUCCCAUACUGGUCUACAGCCACGCCUAUGAAAAGCAUGGGCAAGGCAGCUUACUCCCCUUCCCCCCUUGCCUACUUCCCCUUUACCCCUCAGACAUAUAUUCGUUUGCCUACUAGUGCCAUGACCAUGAAGAGCGUGGGCAAGGCGGCUCUAGCCAUGGCGGACGAGGUGCGGCGGCAGUUUGACACCAUCCCGGGCCUCAUGGAGGGCACCGCCCGCCCCGACUACCACAAGUGCGUGCAGAUCUCCACCAAGGCGUCGCUCAAUGAGAUGUUGCCACCUGGCGCGCUUGUGCUGCUCGCGCCGAUCAUCACGGGGGUUCUGUUCGGGACGGCAACGCUGGCAGGGCUCCUGGCAGGGGCGCUGGUGUCUGGGGUGCAGAUGGCGGUAUCGGCGAGUAACACGGGCGGCGCGUGGGACAACGCGAAGAAAUACAUCGAAGCGGGGAUGACGGAGCACGCGCAGUCGCUGGGGCCGAAGGGGUCGGAGGCGCACAAGGCUGCGGUGAUCGGGGAUACUGUGGGGGAUCCUCUCAAAGAUACGUCUGGGCCGUCGCUGAAUAUUCUCAUCAAGCUGAUGGCGGUUGAGUCGCUGGUGCUGGCGCCCUUCUUUGUGGCGCACGGCGGGCUCAUUUGGGGCAAGUCCACGUGA
Messenger RNA from Closterium sp. Naga37s-1, 654 nucleotides. NCBI's taxonomy places the organism in Eukaryota, Viridiplantae, Streptophyta, Zygnematophyceae, Desmidiales, Closteriaceae. The record is from the annotation of a GenBank genome assembly.